AUGCACAUGAUACAAUGGCAAAUGCUCUCACUGUCCUUUUCUUGGUUCACGCUGAUCCCGAUAUAUGGAUUCGCCGAAUGGGCUUCUGGUGUCAACGAUGAGCCAGUGGACACCCCCUCGCCCGUCGCCGACGCCAAGAUCACUCAUGCCGACAAGCCCGCCACCGGCGCCGCCGCCACCAACGAGAAGAUUGCAGAGUCGAACGAGUGGUCAGCACUGCAGAAUGCUGUCUUCUUCGGCAUUAUCGUCGGCUGCAUUGCACUCUACGUCCGCUGGACCAGGACUCGCGACAGCAAGCAUCGUGGCUUGGGUUAUGAGAAGACCUUGGCGUAG
Pyricularia oryzae 70-15 is the source of this 333-nucleotide messenger RNA. RefSeq lists its product as uncharacterized. Bases 1 to 333 code for a protein of 110 amino acids. Lineage: Eukaryota; Fungi; Ascomycota; Sordariomycetes; Magnaporthales; Pyriculariaceae. The transcript has 2 exons. The record is from RefSeq and is a predicted model, not a curated record.